Molecule: messenger RNA, 1665 nt
Organism: Owenia fusiformis
Lineage: Eukaryota; Metazoa; Annelida; Polychaeta; Sabellida; Oweniidae
Source: the annotation of a GenBank genome assembly
UCUACUGCAUUUGUUAUACACAGGUAUAAGGACACCACAAUAGGAGUGGUGCUUAUAGACUUGUCUUGCCUGUACAUAGGAGCUGUAAAAUAUUAGUAGUUUCAAUUCUUUGGGAACAAGAUAACACUAUUAUUUACAACUAUAUAUUUAGACUUAUUUAGUGCAGUUAUAAGCUACAAUGCAUGGAAAUCCUGCUUUUCGUGGCGGUUUCAGUGGUAAUGCUACUUGUGGUGGCGAUUCCAGUAAAAAAUGUGGUGGUCGUGGCAGUUGCAGUGGUAACAAGAGAGACGGUGCUAGAUGUUGGGGACGCGUUUGCCCUAUUCUAAAAUUCAUAGUGUGUUUAAAUCCCACCAUGUCAAAGAUGCACAAAGUCCUCGUUCUUUGGGUCUGGAUUGUCCUACUUGCUCUGUUGAUAGGACUUCCUAUUAGAUAUUCUGCAUAUGGCCCUGAAAUGAUAUCCUCCUCGCCAGGGGAUAUGAGGCAUAUCCAAAAUAGAUUCAACAGCUUUAUGUGUACAGGACUUGAGAUAACAAACAAAGAAAGUGAAACGGUUGAUGUGUACACAACACCAGAUGCGCCAUCUAUUGAUAAAAAUGAAACAUUGGAACAAACUGUCCAAACAGCGAGCACCAUUUAUGAUAGAAGAUUUGAAUACUGGGGCUAUCACUUAAUAGCUGGAUCUGAAGUCACAAUCACGACAACAGUCAAUGCACAUGUUGAAUUCUACAUGGCAAAAGGAAUAUCUCGUCGUAUAAUGUGGCAAAAUAGAUUUAGACAUUGCAUGGAUAAUUGUAAUCAACUCCAAAAACGUGCUGAUUAUACCGCCAUGUAUUUAAAUGGUACCUACCAAGAAAACUUUCAGAUAUCCACUACAGAUGAUUAUUUCUUCAUUUACGCUCGAUCACGACUAUCCGAACAACGGGGGAUAAACUUUGCAGACAUUAAUAUGACAAUCUUUCUAAGAAGAACACGUUACAACUUAUCAACCACCAAGAAAGAAUGUGUCUUAUCAACUACCGAUCAAUCUUCAUGCACUAUAGACUUUCCCUAUAGAGCCAACCUUAACAUCCUGCUAUCGUACAAGGUACCCUCAAGUGCGAAGAAGAUUGACGUGGUCACGACCUGUAUUCCUCGAGUAUGGGUCUAUUUGGUAUUUUUCAUUGGAUUACCGAUUGCUAUUGGGUUAAUUCUAUCAGCACUUAUACUGCUACUCUGCAAAGACAGGCCAAAGACAACAGAGAGUGGUAGCAUUACACCAUAUGAGAAAACAACUGAGAUUUAGAGAUUACACAAAUAAAACUAUUGUUCACAUCCCAGUGCUGAAACAAGUGGGUGCAUUGAGAUUUUGGCUUGCACCUGUUUGCACCAACAUAAAAAAAUGAAAAAAAAACGUCGGCAUAUUUUUGCCUUGACCAACCUUGAUCCUACACUUGAGGAAAUAUCUAGAAAAGAGUAGUGCAGCAUCAUACAAACUCAUAAAAGGAUAGAGAUCUACUUAACUUCUGUAUAUUCUUAGGUUCAAUACUGAACAUAUAUUUCAUUCUAUUGAGGUGAAAACCUGUGCAUCUUUCACAAUUGAUAUUCCACAAAAUCUGAAGGGCUAGUGUAAUAUCAUUGAGUAAAAGUGUUGCAGAUAUUCAGCAAAAAUAGAAUUAAAUAUUUGUU